UCAUUUUACUUACAAAACCAGAGAAAAGGAGGAGCUUAUUCAACAGAGAAAAGCGAUGCCGUACUACUCAAGAAGCGAGGAUGACGUCAACGAGUUCGACGACUACGAUCCCACCCCCUACGGUGGCGGCUACGACAUUGUCCUCACCUACGGUCGCCCGAUUCCGCCAUCUGAGGAGACCUGCUACUCCAAUUCCUCUUCCGAGGAAUUUGAUUAUGAUCGUCCCCAGUACUCGUCCUCUGCCGAGCCCUCUGCCUAUGCUGAUGAGGCUCUCCAGACUGAGUACAGUAGCUAUGCUCGCCCUAAGCCCCGACCUGCUCCCGGUUUUGUUCCUGCUGGUGCAGAAGGAUACGGAGAGCCUAGGCCAGAGCCUGCUUAUGGGUUUGAGCCAGGUGUGAAUAGGCCUGGAUAUGGAUCUGGGUCAGGUGACGGAUCUGGAUAUGGCCGGAGGCCGGAGUCGGAGGAUCCCGGAUCAGAGUAUGGAUCUGGAUAUGGCCGUAGGCCGGAGGAGCCCGGAUCAGAGUAUGGAUCUGGGUAUGGCCGGAGGCCGGAGUCGGAAGAGCCCGAAUCAGAGUAUGCACCUGGGUAUGGUCGUAAGACCGAAUAUGGGGCCCCUGAAUCAGGAUAUGGAUCCGGUUAUGGCCGGAAACCUGAGCAAGAUUACGGGUCUGGGUAUGGCGGGAGGACUGAAUCCGAGUACGGAUCAGGCUAUGGCGGGAGGAAGGAAUCCGAGCACGGAUCGGGUUACGGAGGAAGGACUGAGCCCGAAUAUGAAACUGGCUAUGGCGGGAGGAAGGAAUCCGAGCACGGAUCGGGUUACGGAGGAAGGACUGAACCCGAAUAUGAAACUGGCUAUGGCGGGAGGAAGGAACCCGAACACGGAUCGGGUUACGGAGGAAGGACUGAGCCCGAAUAUGAAACUGGCUAUGGCGGGAGGACUGAAUCCGAGUAUGGCCGUAAACAGGGAUAUGGAGAGGAGCAGCAAAGUGGGUAUGGCUAUGGAGGAGAGAGGACUGAAUACGAGAAGCCUAGCUAUGGAAGGACUGACUAUGAGAACCCAAGCUAUGGUGGAGAUGAACCCCCUCGAAGGCAGACCUAUGGAGGCGAGGAAGGAGGCUAUGGAAGGCCGAGUUACGGACGAUCUGAGGAGGAGGACUACAAGAAACCCUCCUAUGGUGGGCGUGAUGAAGAAGAGGAUGAUGAUCGUCCAAAGUAUGGCUAUGGUGAAGAGAGCCACGGUCGCAAGAAACAUGAGGAUGAUAACUCUGAUGAGGAUGGUGAUGAGGAGAAGAAACAUCACUAUAAACACCACCACCACAAGAACUAUGACGACGAGUGAAAUACACGCAGUGUAUGGGAGUGGAAUCCAUGCUAUAUACUAAAUAAAUGUUUUGAUGCAUGCAUUCCUUUGCUGGUAUUGUCUUUCAAUUAUUCUGAACCUUGAAGUUAUCAUCCAUGCGUUCCGCUAAAGUAUAUGCUCUGUGGUCUUGUACUCUUUAAAUAAACUCCCAAUAUAUUUGGGUUGGGGUGUCUUGUAUGUUUCUGUGGUAUUGUCGUCCUCUUUAAUGAUAUAUCCCAGUUAUCUGGCUUGGUGUGUCUUUAUGCCUUUUGCAGCUUGGUAUUGUUGAUGAGGAUGAUUUGUUGCAA
Molecule: messenger RNA, 1647 nt
Organism: Tripterygium wilfordii
Lineage: Eukaryota; Viridiplantae; Streptophyta; Magnoliopsida; Celastrales; Celastraceae
Exons: 2
Coding region: 56-1339 (427 amino acids)
Molecular function (GO): phosphatidic acid binding
Source: RefSeq, a predicted model, not a curated record